This is a messenger RNA of Coregonus clupeaformis (lake whitefish), 1505 nucleotides long. RefSeq names its product paired mesoderm homeobox protein 2A-like. The transcript has 3 exons. Gene Ontology annotation, molecular function: DNA-binding transcription factor activity, RNA polymerase II-specific; RNA polymerase II transcription regulatory region sequence-specific DNA binding. Gene Ontology annotation, biological process: regulation of transcription by RNA polymerase II. Bases 603 to 1505 code for a protein of 300 amino acids. NCBI's taxonomy places the organism in Eukaryota, Metazoa, Chordata, Actinopteri, Salmoniformes, Salmonidae. The record is from RefSeq and is a predicted model, not a curated record.
AGAGAAAGGCUACAUCUCGAACAACAUCAAAUAUAAUAUUUAUUUCCAGAAAUCAGAAUCAUAUCAGGAGUUUCUCUGGCAUAAAGACGUCUAGCUGAGGGUUAACUUCGCUUGCAUUAGUAAUGCAUGAGUAGUGGGAGGGGGCUGGCCUCGCACGAUGCCCCCCAAUAGACUCUCGAGACAUUGUCAUGGAAAGAGACCACCGCCUCGUUAUUGUCUCGUGGACUGCCAAGUUUAUUAUAAACACUGCGCGAGCUGGCGGGUGCGCUAUCAUACUGAGCGCUAAGCGAGGUGGUCCGGAAGGGAGCGAGAGCGAAACUGACGUGGAUGGAAGAGGAAGAUACUGAUACUGAGAGAGAAAAGAAAGAAAGAGAUUUCAGGAAUAUUGCUGUCAAGGAAGAGAGAAAGACGUGAAUAAAUAAAUAUAUGGUAAAAUAACACCCUGCUUUGACUGAAAACAAGAAAACCGAAUUGAGAGAGGGACUGAACUCGGGGACUCAUUCUGUGGUGUUUUUGCAGCUUUAACCGUUUUAAUUCCUCUCGAAUCCUGAGAAGUACAUUUCAUCCAGCGCUCGCCCCAGAGUUGUCGUCCUCGCGCCUCCAUGUAUAAAAUGGAUUACUCCUACCUGAACUCCUAUGACUCGUGCAUGGCGGCCAUGGAGGCAUCGGCCUACGCGGACUUCAGCUCGUGCAGCCAGGCCAGCUCGUUCCAGUACAACCCGAUCCGGACUGGGUUCGGUGCCAACCCGGGCUGCGCGCCCCUCAGCACCGCGAGCUGCACACUGGGGUCCCUUCGCGAGCACCAGACAACACCCUACUCCACAGUUCCAUAUAAGUUCUUCUCGGACCCUUCCGGUUUAAACGAGAAGCGGAAACAGCGGCGCAUAAGGACCACCUUCACGAGCUCACAGCUGAAGGAGCUGGAGCGCGUGUUCGCGGAGACCCACUACCCCGACAUCUACACGCGCGAGGAGCUUGCGCUCAAGAUCGACCUUACUGAGGCGCGGGUGCAGGUGUGGUUCCAGAACCGGCGGGCUAAAUUCCGUAAGGUGGAGCGUGCAGCCAACUCUAAAUCCGGUAAUGGGACCGGGGGCUCAGGAGGGAAUAACGGCAGUACCGGGGGGAAAAAGGGCGAGCCGAGAUCUUCCUCAGAUGAUGACGAAUCAAAAGAGUCCACCUGCAGUCCCACCCCUGACAGCACCGCCUCGCUGCCUGGCUCAGCCAAUGGGAACAUGGGUAGCCCUGCCAGCCUCAGCCUCAGCCCCAGCCCCGCCCCUGCUAACGCCGGCUACGCUAACACCUCCAGCUCCCCCGUUCUGCAGGGGCUCAAACCCCCUGGCUGGCCCAGCCUAGGCCCCGCUAACCCAGGAAUGGCCCAACCCGCAGCCCAGGCUCCAGAGCUGCUGAAGGCGUGGCAGCCUGCAGACAGUAUGACAGGGCCUUUCGCUGGCGUUCUCUCCUCCUUCCACCGGAAACCCAAUGCUCUCAAGACUAACCUGUACUAG